AGCCCCGCCCAGCGCGGGGCAGAGAGGCGGGACCGGAGCGGGCUGGAGCUGCCCGGGAUGGUGGAAGUGGCGCUGCGGGGCGGCCGCCCUCGGCGCAGGUGAGGGGCGCGUGCGGCAUGCAGCCCGCCGCCCGGGUAUAGCGAGCGCCCGGCCCGGCCCGCCCAGCCUCGCGGGGUCGCUCCUCCAGCCCGGGCCGCGGGAACCUCCUGCGCAGGCAAUGGCCUGCGCCCUGCUGCCGCUGCUGCUGGCCUGUGGCUGGCUGGGGGGGCAGGCGCUGCUGGGGCAGUGCCAGCAGGAGCCCCACACCCCGGACUGGAGAAUGACCCUCAAGACGAUCAGGAACGGGGUGCACAAGAUAGACAUGUACCUCAACGCGGCGCUGGACCUGCUGGGAGGAGAGGACGGCCUGUGCCUGUACAAAUGCAGCGAUGGGUCGAAGCCUUUUCCACGGUAUGGGUAUAAGCUUUCACCGCCGAAUGGAUGUGGAUCCCCACUAUUUGGAGUUAAUUUUGACAUUGGUAUCCCUUCAAUGACAAAGUGCUGUAAUCAACAUGACAGAUGCUAUGAUACGUGUGGCAGUAAAAAAAAUGACUGUGAUGAACAGUUUCAAUAUUGUCUCUCCAAGAUCUGCAGAGAAGUACAGAAAACACUAGGAAUAUCAGAGACUGUACAGGGGCAAAUCCAGUUGGAUAGUAAGCCUGCUUUAAAGAUCAAAGGUGAAGACCAAAACAUCACAGAAACAGAUGCUUUUGGGAGAAGUCAAGCUUUUGAUCCAGAAGCACAAUACAAAAUGAACCACAGGCGUAGAGGGAUUGCUUUAAUCUUCAAUCAUGAGCGGUUUAACUGGCAUUUGACACUGCCAGAUAGACGUGGCACUCUUGCAGACAGAGACAAUCUGAAACGCAGUUUGACAGCGCUUGGCUUUGAAGUCAAAUGCUUUGAUGACCUUAAAGCAGAAGAAGUGUUGCAGAACAUUUAUGAAGUGUCAAUGGACAACCACAGUGAUGCUGACUGCUUUGUAUGUGUGUUCCUGAGCCAUGGUGAAGACAAUCACAUUUACGCCUAUGACGCUAAAAUAAAAAUUCAGACGGUGACACACAUGUUCAGAGGAGACAACUGCCAGAGUCUAAUAGGAAAGCCUAAAAUAUUUAUAGUUCAGGCAUGUCGAGGAGAUAAACACGAUGACCCAGUCAUUGCUCAGGAUGCAGUGGACAGUAUUACAGAUAAGUCCAACAUCAAUGAAACUGAAGCAGAUGCUGCAACUGUGUAUACGUUACCUGCAGGUGCAGACUUUCUAAUGUGCUACUCAGUUGCAGAAGGUUAUUAUUCUCAUCGUGAAACUCUAAAUGGCUCCUGGUACAUUCAAGACUUGUGUGAGAUGAUAAGGAAGUAUGGUUCCUCCUUGGAGUUCACAGAACUUCUCACUCUGGUGAACAGGAAAGUAUCUCAUCGCGAAGUGGAUGUGUGCAGAGACAUUAAUGCCCUAGGCAAAAAGCAGGUUCCUUGUUUUGCCUCAAUGUUGACUAAAAAAUUACAUUUUCAUCAAAAAUCAAAGUAGAAAUGCCCAUCUGUGAGUGACAUUUUAUCCACAGUCACCCAAAAUAUGGAAAAUUUCUUCAUCACAUAAUCUAGUAAUCUAGAUCACUGAAAGUAGUUUAAAAUAUGAUUUUUUGAUGUGGCUAGAGAAUUUCACAGGUAUUCACCUCAUGCAUUUUCCUCAACAGGACCAUUUUGCAAAAAUGCUAGGAUCAAAUUUCAGGAUUAAUUUAAAUAUUUUAAAAAAGUUUCUGUAUUAGAAAUAGCUUUGUUACAAUACAUCAGCAUUGCAGCAAUAGCAUUCUCAGGGAAUUUUUGGGGAAAAUAAAUGUAAUAUUGAUUUCUACGUAAUAAAAAUUGCAAGGUGCUCAGAUCCCAUGCUAAUGAGGGUUAUGCAAGUGCUAAGAGAGAAGCACUUUUUAAACCAAUUUUUUAAAAUGUUCUGAUUUACACUUGAAUGACACUUUCUGCUUUCUAUCACUUUGUAGCUUUUCACAAUUUGUAAAAAUUGCAUUAGCUUAUAAAAGCUUUUUUCUCCUCUACUCUCAAUUUAUGGGGAAUGCAACUAAGGCAUGUUUUGUAAUUUUUCAGCAUCUUAAAAUAUACUUCACAUCUUCAACACAUUAAAAUGUGCAUUUCAGUAAA
Molecule: messenger RNA, 2181 nt
Organism: Pelodiscus sinensis (Chinese soft-shelled turtle)
Lineage: Eukaryota; Metazoa; Chordata; Testudines; Trionychidae
Source: RefSeq, a predicted model, not a curated record